AUGUUUGAAAUAGAGGACCAAUUAAAGCUGGUACGAAAAUAUCUGAAACUGAAAAUCAUAGAAGAUGAUGUAAAAUUCAGAGGACAUGAAAAUGAAAGACAACAUGUUUACGAUUUAUUUAUGAAGUCAAUAGAGCAAGGGGAGUCCCACUCUGCCCUCAUUUUAGGUCCAAGGGGUUGUGGAAAGACCACACUAAUAAAUUCAGUAUUACAUCAAGUAUCAAAUGAAGUUGAUAUGAAUAAUGAUGUUAUGAUUAUAAAACUGAAUGGACUUUUACACCAUGAUGAAAAGAUUGCUUUAAAAUCUAUUACUGCUCAGAUGCAAUUAGAAAAUGUUGUGGGUGAUAGGGUAUUUGGUACCUUUGCUGAAAAUCUAAGCUUUCUACUAAGUUGUCUCAUGAGUGGAGUUGAUAGAAAGUGCAGGACCAUGAUAUUUGUUUUAGAGGAGUUUGAUUUGUUCUGCCAUAGUGGAAGAACACAAACAUUAUUGUAUAAUUUAUUUGAUAUAACACAUAAUAAGCAGGCACCUAUGUGUGUGUUAGGUCUGACCAACCGAUUAGAUGUGAUGGAAUUGUUAGAAAAACGGGUGAAAUCAAGAUUUUCCCAUCGACACAUCUUUAUAUUUCCCUGUGAAUCAGUGUUGCCAUUGGAAAACUUAAAGAAUGUUUUUGUUCAGUGUUUAUGCUUGCCAGUUUUCAAGGAAAAAGUCAAACCAAAAAGAAGUAGAAAGAGCAGAGCAUCAAGUGAUUCCGAAUCCGAUACGGAAUCAAAAUAUUCCAUUUCAAAUCAAGUAUUCCAGAAAUGCCAUAUUGAUUCCAGGCAAUUCCAGGAUUUAGAUCCGGUUUUUACUAGAAGUUGGAAUGCACACAUCCAUAGCUUGUUGGAUGAAGAAAAAGUGAUGGAUUAUUUUGAGAAGUUUAGCUAUUACAUUAUUAAUGAGCAAAUAUUUAGGAAUGUUUUGUUUCAAAUUGUAUCGAAAUUAUCUCCGAAAAAACCAUAUAUAGACCCGCAAGACAUUAUAACGACCAUAGACAAGACAGUGGCGCCGGAGCAUAGAGUAAAGCUACUGCAAUCUUUAUCUAUUCUAGAAUUUUCUCUGGUCAUAGCUAUGAUGCACGGUCUGGAGAUAUUUGACGGCCAGCCGAUGAAUUUUGAAAUGAUUUUAAAUAGGUACACAAAAUUCGCAAACGAAAACUCAUCGACGCAAUCAGUACCACGCCCUGUUAUUCUAAAGGCGUUUGAGCAUUUGCAGUCUUUAGAAAUAAUAUUGCCUGUUCGCACGGAAUCUGGCAAUGACACGACAACCCAUAGAGUGCAGAAGGAGUAUAAAUUAUACACUCUGGCAAUACCCACAGACGAUAUUAAGGAGGCCGUCAAAGGGUUUAAGGCGCUGCCCACAGAAAUUCAGCAUUGGGUUAAUAAUUCUGUUGUUUAG
Pieris macdunnoughi is the source of this 1434-nucleotide messenger RNA. Lineage: Eukaryota; Metazoa; Arthropoda; Insecta; Lepidoptera; Pieridae. The record is from the annotation of a GenBank genome assembly.